This is a messenger RNA of Microplitis demolitor, 3572 nucleotides long. RefSeq lists its product as uncharacterized. Lineage: Eukaryota; Metazoa; Arthropoda; Insecta; Hymenoptera; Braconidae. The transcript has a single exon. Bases 78 to 3497 code for a protein of 1139 amino acids. Gene Ontology annotation, biological process: interstrand cross-link repair; double-strand break repair via homologous recombination. Gene Ontology annotation, molecular function: double-stranded DNA binding; single-stranded DNA binding. The record is from RefSeq and is a predicted model, not a curated record.
UAUUGAAUAUUAAUAUAAAAUAAAAUAAAAAUCUAGAUAAAUUAUACUUAUGUUAGAAGAGUAAAACACUAAUAAAAAUGGAUGAAUUUUAUGGGAAUAAUCAUAGUGAAACUCAGGAAAAUCGAACACAGCCUGAAAUUGAUAUCCAUGAAAGUUCUGAAUCAUUGAUAAUAUUCAUGGAUAACUUGAAACAUAAUAUUAAUGUAUUUCGUCAAGAUUUCAAAAAAGUCUUUAAUGUGUACAUAAACCAACUUACCGCAUUGUUAAAUCAACCGCCUAAUCAAACACAGCCGACAUUAAAUUCAAGAUCUAUAAAUAGCAUUAGUAAUGAAAAUAUAAAAAAAGUACGUUAUGCAUCAUUUCGCAAAGCAAAUAAAAUUUAUAAACGUGUUAUGAAUGUAUUGAAUAAUUUCAUGAAUAGAUUCACCCAAGAUUACGCUGAAACAUUGAACAUUGCCAUUGACUUAAGUACCUACAAACAAUCGUACGAUAAUUUCUUCAAACGCUACAUCAAUUAUCAUGACUUGGAACCACAUGAAAUGUAUGCACGUAAUCAAAUAUUAAAUAGUAUUGUUGAUAAGUACAACAAGUUAGCUAUUACUUACAACGAAAGAAUACGACAUUUUGAAGGAUUAAAAGGCAACAUUCUUAAUCGUUCACUUAUUUAUACAACGUCUACGGGUAAGCGUUUUGCUGUUUCAAUUAGCGAUGAAUUGGAUCAGUUUAAAGAGCUCGCUGAAUACGAUCAAGUAACAAGAAAACGUUCUUCUCUUGUUGCUGCACUAGGUAAUCAAUUGGAUAACGAUUUACGACAUUCUGUUAAUAAUUCAAGACUACUGGAAAUAACACCAAUAAGAGGAGAGUAUGGAAAUAUUUCACCCGCGCAAAAUGAACCAUUGGAAAUGAAUGCUGAAGAUCAAGAUCAAAGUUAUUCAAGAUCGCGACAAAGCGAACGAUAUGAAGAUGUAAAUUUGAAUGCUAUUGUAAAUCAAAAUUUAGCAAACUUGAAUCGCAGGAGAACAGUAAAUGUUCAAUCAAAACCACAACGUAAACGUAAGCAAUCAGGGAUUGAUAAUGAGACUCAGUCUAAAAUAGCUAGAAAAAGAUCUCAACCUCAGGAAAGUAAAGAUCAAGAUAAAAAUAAGUCAAAACAGCGGCAAAGAGAAAUAUCCAAUGAAGAAACAGAUGCAGCAGACGAAGAAAUGGAUAUGGAAGACCAAGAAAUGAAUAUUGAAGACGAAGAAAAAAAUAAAAAAGAUAAAGAAGACGAAGAAGCAGACAUAAAAGAUGGAGAAAAAGAUAGAGAAGAUGAAACAACAGAUACAGAAGACGAAACAACAGAUGAAGAAGAAGAAAAUAAAAAUGUUAAAAAAGGUGGACUCUUAAAAAUAUCUUUUAAAGGAAUUAAAAAGAAUAAGUCGAAAAAAGCUGGAAAGUCAUCUCGCCGUAUAGAUUUAUAUGAUCGUAAAAUAUAUAUGAAGAAAUUAGGCAGAGCUAUGGAAAAGCAGUGCGAAAACCUCGUUGAAGAAACAUCUCCAGAUGAAGACAAUUACUUAGAUAUGACAAUUGAAGAUUUACUGCAGCAAAAUCUUGAAACGGUAGUAGAACAUUUAAAUAUGAUGAACCAAAAAAAUUAUACGAAAGCAGAAGAUAUAGUUAUAGAAAUAUCUAAAAAAUUAAACAUAAUAAAAGACGAUAAUGAUGAUGAUGGGGAUUAUGAUGAUGUGGAUGAUCCUGAAUUCAUUGAACGUCUGAAAAAAAGUGCUGAUUAUGCAAAACAACCAACGAAGUAUGAGAAAAUAAUGAACGAACUUAGAUUAAGAGAAAGCAAACAUGAAACAGCGAUCAAAGACUUAAAACGUUACUGUUUAGAUAGGCGAAUUAUUUCCGAAUACAUGAACAUACUAAAUAUGUUUAGUGAACAUUACAAGUUGACAGAAGAUGAUAGGAAAUUACUGAGAAAAUUGUGCGUUAGAUUGCCAGAUAGAUAUGAUAAAUUAAGUAAACGAUUGGUGACAGUCGUAGAACAGAUAAAUGUAAAUGAUAAUCCGUGGUGUGUCUCAAAACAUAUGUUUUACAAUUUAUCUCGAGAAGGGCAAGAAUUGUUGGAAGAACAAAAAUUAUUAGAACGUUAUAUAUUCAAUAUAGGAUAUUUAUUAAGAAUGAUUACUAAUAAAUUAUGUAAACCGCCUCCGAAAUCUCUCGAAUUAGAACCUCAGUUUCUUUCAAGAGAUGAAAUAUUAAAAAACAUUGACGAGUUUAAUAAUAUAAUUAGUGAUAAAAUUUCGGAAUUCAAUGAUGAAUUAAGUAAAAUUAAGGAAGAGGUAGAAGUUGCAGUAGCUAAAAAGAAAGAUGAUGAGAAACGCAGACAAAUAACGAAGAACAGUAAAACAUCAAAUGAGAAAACGAAAACCGGUAAACGAAAGAAAAAAAAUGAUACUGAUUCAAAUGCUGCUAUUGAUAUUCCUGAUGCUGCUACUAGUUCUAAUGCUGCUACUGGUAUUCCUGAUGAUGCUACUAGUUCUAAUGCUGCUACUAAUGUUUCUGAUGCUGCUACUAGUAUUUCUGAUGCUGCUACUAAUAUUAUUGAUGCUGCUACUAAUAUUUCUGAUGCUGCUACUAAUAUUUCUGAUGCUGCUACUAGUUCUAAUGCUAUUACUGGUAAUUUGAUUGAUGGAACUAGUAGUUCUACUACUGGAACUACUAUUGCUGAUGCUAGAAAAAAGAUUCGUACUAACAAAGGGAAAUUCCAAAAUGACCCUGGUGAUUCAGACGAUGAAACAAGUAGUUCUAAUAUAGGCACAAGUGAGAAUUCCGGAGUAAAAAUUCAACCAAGAGAUGUUGUAACAAUGCAUUCUCGAAGACAAGCUGCAAAAUAUGGUGAUUUCAAAUGUCCAGAUCCUCUAUUUGAUGAAGCCUUUAUCAAUAAGAUAAUAAAGAACAGAGGAGAGUUACAAAAAAGUGAUAACGAAGAAAACUACAUUAGCAAAACAGGAAAUUAUAGAUUAAAAGCUGAAAUUUUGUGGGAUAGUUUAGAAAGUUCAAAAGAUGCGAUGAUAGCAGACGAUGAAUUUAUAGAAAAAUUGAAGCCAUUAGUCAAUGAAAUUUUGACAGAUGCUUGUGAUUUCAAACGAUUGAUAACAGAAGUGGACGCGAAAUCUUUAAUGAUACAGAAAGAAUUAGCAGGUCCAAAAACCAAUAUACCACUGCAGGCUAUAUUGAUAGCGAAAUAUGAUAAGAGUAAGGAUACUGAUAAAUAUAUGAAACAAUUGAACUAUUUGUAUAUGAAAGUGUUGAUAUCGGAAAUUCGAAUUAGGUGGUUGGAACAUGAACGUAAUAAAUUGCAGCUAAUUUAUGAUGAUAAAAUGGCUCGUAGUAACAAGGAAAAUAAUAAUAAAAUAAUAACAGAUAUUGAUGCACAUACACUAACUAUUAAAAAAUUGAAUGGAUCGUUUGAAAAUAUUGUUGAAAAAAUAAAUGAAAUGAAAAACAAGUAGACUCAUAAAUUAACAUACAUUUAAAAAUUACACUUUUUAUAACUAUUCAAUAAUUGAUGCAUUUAAUUUUUUAAU